Messenger RNA from Colletotrichum scovillei, 2841 nucleotides. RefSeq lists its product as uncharacterized. The coding region runs from base 661 to 1584 and encodes 307 amino acids. The transcript has a single exon. NCBI's taxonomy places the organism in Eukaryota, Fungi, Ascomycota, Sordariomycetes, Glomerellales, Glomerellaceae. The record is from RefSeq and is a predicted model, not a curated record.
UGAGAACAACCAGCCAUCCCCCUCCUCACAACUCUCUCUCUAGCCCGUUUACUCUGCCAAUCUGGCCCUCCCUGCCCCUCUCCCCCUGCUACCUGGCCCGACCUAGGGUGCUGCCACUGAUCCAAGACCUGCCCCCUAAGCUUCGACGUCACUCAAUUUAGAGCUUCAACCCGCUUUGCUGCUUGUGCAGGAAGCACCGCUUAGAGGGGACGCUUCCCUCGUCGAUCCCCCAGCACAAACGCACAAACGAAGCACAAAGACGAAUAAGUCUCUCUUUCUGACUCUCGCUAGGCCAGCAAACCCCUUGAUCGACACCUUUCCACGGCGCACUGCAGAGGUACGCUCAUCCCAUCCCUGGCUCUUCCCUUGUGAUCAACCUUUUGUAACCCGCCCCUAGUGUCACCCCAAAUCAGUCCAUCGGCCACCUCGAUAUAUAACCACCCUGUUCCACACAUCCGAACCUGUCGAACGAUUUCCCGUUCGAUCCCUCUUUCGAUUCUUUCUAGAUCUCACCCCACGCAAGACGCACCUCCGAAACACAACUUGGACUACCCUCUGACUACCUAAACGCAUACAACAACUCGACGCACGACAUACCGAUAUCCCCGACUACAUAUACUACAGCCCCCAAUUCGUUCCUUACCAUCUCUUUUGCCCAUCAUGUCCAACGACAAUUCCAACUCCAACCAGAACACUCAGAACAACCCGAACGAAAUGCAUCGCCAGAGACGUGGAUCAGUCACUCAGCAGGCUAUCGCCGGUCUCUUUAGAAGUAACUCUACCUCCAACGGCGGUGCAUUCCCUGGUACCAGCGACGCUCAGAGACGGAGACUCUCCGUCACCACCGGUCUCGGUCUUACCGGCACUUCGCCCACUGGUGCUAGUGCUUUCAACUCUCUCCGACGGGGAAGUCUUUCGACUAACUCCAACGACUCCAUCGAUGAGAAUGCAAUCGACGAGGAGGAGAUUCCCCCCAACGCCCGCACAGCACCUGCCACUCCCUUCACCCGCAGAAUGAGCUUCGGAGCUCAGGCAAUGCGCACCAUGCGCAAUGGCGGUGGAAGUCCGGGUUCAAACGGUAAUGAUUUACCCUCUGCUUCUGCCACUCCCGUGCCUAGCACUCCUGCCGCCCUCGACAGACGUGGCAGUAUGCACUCUCCACGAGGUGUUGGUUCGGUCGCGAGUUCCACGCCACCGGCCAAUACCUCGUCCAUCGCUGCUGCUCUGUCGUCGGCCAGGCGUCGAUCUAGCAGCACUGUACAGGCAAGCAUUGCACACAAGCAAAGAUCAUCUUCUGACGUGUUCUCUCGCCCAGACCAAGGUUUCAACUGGUCCGAGCAGCUUAGAUCUCGCGCCGAGAGCUCUGUUCAGGGACCACGAGCGUCCUUUUCUUUUGGCUCUGGUCUUUCAUCUUCUCCUCCUCGCGGCCCCGGCAAUGGUGUCGCCCACGAUCGUCAGAAAUCAGUCUCCGAAAUGCCUGCUCCCCCCGCUCAGGCGGCUGCUAUGAAGCCCAAGGCUCCCGAGCGACCUAAGCCGGAUGCCUUCCAGGAACGCAUUCUCAAGGGCGAUUUCUACAUGGACUGAAAAGCCCAUUCAGGAACGGCUACUACGACUGAUGUUGACCAUCCUGCCAUCGUAAUAAGCCCCGUCAGAGAUGGCAUUUCACUACAAGAAUAUGAUUUUCGCCACACGAAAAACGAGAAAAAGAUCAUCAAGCGUUUCACAGAUUCUGAGCGUCCUUCAUCCUUGUCUGUUUUUUUAAGCUGGGGAACACUUUCAUCGGCUCAACCCCACGUGGCGUUCGGUUGGUUGUGAUGCAGCCCGGUUGCGGCUGCACACUGAGCGGGGAAGCUCCAUACCACAUGCACAUGAGACCGUUGUCUCACAUUUGAUCACGGAAGCGGAAUGCAACUGCAAUUUCACGAGGAGUUUACAAACGGCAUGGGGAAUAUGGAGGAGGACGAUCGCAAAUUGCAAGAUUUCGGGUUCCAAAACAAAAUUGGUCCGGGAAAGAACAUGCCUGGCUAUUGCUUGCGGCCCAUCAGAGAAUGUUGAUGGUGUCAAGAUCUCGACAUGGAUUCAUGUCUGGCGUACGGAGAGGGAGACAGGCUUCGGUAUCGUUACAUCGCUGGCUGUCACGCGGCGAAAGCUUUGGGUUGGAGAACGGGCUUGUACCGACGGCCGGGCAGAUUGAAAGUGGGUGGAAGCAUGGACUUUGCGUUUUACCAGGCGGCCGCGAUGGGUACAGAGUUCACAACAGGCCGGACUUGGAAGAGGGGUUAAGUUGCGGGCACAUAGCCCGGUCGAGAGGCGGAUGAACGGCCGGCGACGAACGCCGAGCUUAGCUACUACGAGAAACACGCUCGGACCCGAAUUCAAAGUUUCGCGGUCCCUACCCAAAAUCUUGAUGUUAUCAUUCAGUGAGACCUUACCUAGCAUGGCCAAAUACGAGGGGUGAGUGAUAAUAUGUAAUGCGAAUGUGUGUCUUUCGGGUCGCGGCAAGCAAACUUGUUAGACACGGGUGGUAAGCAGCCAAGGCAUCCCCGAAAGACACAGCGUGGGAUUAAACUGGGCCUCCAUUCCGGAUGGUCGGUAUCUCGUUCCCAUUCGCCGGAGACCAGGCUUGCAAGGUCUCACUAGCGGGCGGCGAAUUCGCACGUAGGCACCGUAGGGCAGCAGCAGGUGAACUCGGGGGAGGCGGGUUGGUUCCACGGAGGCUUCUGUCAUCACAUUCCCCCACGUGAAGCCGUGGUUGGCAGUCCACCGCAGGUCCCGUCCUAUCCGGGGGUGACGGAGAGUCAUCAUCAACCAAACGCAUUCCAUUUGUAAGUCAAGGCCGGG